ACUAAAUCCCAAGUUAUCGAAGUGUUCACCGUAAAAAUUAUCGAACUUGCGUUUGAUUAGGGUUUACACUUCAGAACUCUGAAUUCUGAGAGGCAUGGGAAAGAAGGAGAAGUCGAAAGCCAAUGCAAGAGAGCACGAACAAGUCGGCGAAGCAACCGACAAUCUCGACGGCGCUUCCACGCCAUCACUCGUGUUCAGUAGCGAUGAUGAUGACGACGAAGCCAAUCAAGAUCUGAGUCUCAGAAUCGUGGAAAAGGCCCUACGGGCGCGAGAGGCAAAGCUUGCAAUAAACGACGCCGUUUUAAACGGUGUUGAUUCUUCUCUAGUUUCGCCAUCGCAGCAAUCUGAAUUCAAGGUGAUGCAAAGCGACGGCGUUUUGGAUGGGUCGAGUGGGAUCACUGCUUGGGAAGUGAUGGAAGAGAAGAAAACGACGAAGCUGAUGGUGGACUCUGGGGAUUCAAGUGUUAUUGUAGCUGCAGAUCAGGAGGUGGAAGAGAUAAUCAAAACUACAGUGAACCGUGAGUCUGUGGAUCUGGAAGCAAGUUCAGGUCAGAUAGGCGACAAUGUGGUUCUGCGAAAGCUGCUUCGGGGUCCAAGAUAUUUUGAUCCUCCAGAUAGUAGUUGGGGAGCAUGCUAUAAUUGUGGCGAGGAAGGUCAUGCUGCUGUAAACUGUACAGAAGCGAAGCGGAUGAAACCGUGCUAUGUAUGUGGUGGUUUGGGACACGUUGCAAAGCAAUGUACUAAGACGAAUUGCUAUAUCUGUAAGAAAGGUGGCCACCGUGCCAAAGAUUGUCCAGAGAAGCACACGUCGGCACGCGUUCCUAAAAGCUUAACGGUGUGCUUGAAGUGUGGGAAUUCUGGGCAUGAUAUGUUUUCAUGCAGGAAUGAUUAUUCACCGGAUGAUCUCAAGGGAAUUUUAACUUUAACGUCAUUCUAA
Lathyrus oleraceus (garden pea) is the source of this 937-nucleotide messenger RNA. RefSeq names its product cold shock protein 1. The transcript has 5 exons. The record is from RefSeq and is a predicted model, not a curated record. NCBI's taxonomy places the organism in Eukaryota, Viridiplantae, Streptophyta, Magnoliopsida, Fabales, Fabaceae. Gene Ontology annotation, molecular function: zinc ion binding; nucleic acid binding. The coding region runs from base 95 to 937 and encodes 280 amino acids.